AUGGAGCUGGUGCAGUGUACAGAGGCCACCAGCUCUGGAGCCAUGGAACCAUUAGGUUUUAGAAGGGGAAUGACAGAGCUUCUAGACUUGGGCCUUGACGUGGAGGUGAUGACAACGGACCGCUCGUCAUCAAUAAGGAAGAUAAUGAGGGAACAAUAUCCUAAUAUCCAGCACGAAUUCGACAUCUGGCACACAGCCAAAGGUUUCCGGAAUAAAAUACUGACGAAAGGGAAAAAAAGGACACUGCAAUCCUUCUCGCAUGGACCAGGUCAGUGUUGGUCUAUCGUAAACCACAUGUGGUAUACCUGUGCCACAAGUAAGGGGAACAUAGAGGCACUGCAAUACCGUUGGAAAUCAAUUAUACAUCAUGUUUGCAAUGAACACGAGUGGAGAGAUGAUGACGGAACACUGCAUCAGUGUGAUCAUCCUCCUCUUACUCCCCAGGACCAGAGGGUGCGAAAGUGGAUUGGCAAGGACUCGGUGGCAUUGCAGGCCCUGUCGUCACUGGUCCUAGACAAAAAACUGUUGAAAGACCUCAACCAGAUGGCACUCUUCAAACAUACUGGGCCACUGGAGAACUUUCAUAGUGCCAUGCUGAAAUACCUCCCCAAGCGGCAGGCCUUCUCAUACCAUGUGAUGAGGGAGAGGUGCCACCUUGCCAUCUUGGACCACAAUGAAAACAUUGUGAAAAGGAGGCAAGCCACCACAGUGACAGGAGAAGAACGAUUCAAGCAGGUGUACUGCAAGAAAUCCAAGCAGUGGAUACUAAAAAAAGUCUACACACCACAUACCACAGACUUUGUCACAGAUUUAAUAGAGAAGGUCCUGGAAAAUAGACGGAAUCCAAACAUCCCAUUCUACGUUCAUGCCCUUGCUAUUUAG
Paramisgurnus dabryanus is the source of this 882-nucleotide messenger RNA. Lineage: Eukaryota; Metazoa; Chordata; Actinopteri; Cypriniformes; Cobitidae. The record is from RefSeq and is a predicted model, not a curated record.